Molecule: messenger RNA, 3427 nt
Organism: Molossus molossus (Pallas's mastiff bat)
Lineage: Eukaryota; Metazoa; Chordata; Mammalia; Chiroptera; Molossidae
Product: zinc finger protein 345-like
Exons: 9
Coding region: 915-3422 (835 amino acids)
Biological process (GO): regulation of DNA-templated transcription
Molecular function (GO): DNA-binding transcription factor activity, RNA polymerase II-specific; RNA polymerase II cis-regulatory region sequence-specific DNA binding
Source: RefSeq, a predicted model, not a curated record
GAUCGUGCAAGGUUGGGCUGCUCUUCCUGGUUUCCGUGUUCCUCAUCCCGAUCUUCUUCGUCCUGAUUCCUCACACAAGUGAGGCCUGAGGGGCAGUACGGGCGUGGAAGUCCCCGCACCAGCGCCUCCUGCAGCGGAGUUUAUGGACGUCUCUGGAAGGAGAGACACAUGAAGACAGAAAAACAGCUUGCUCUCUGUGUCGGAGCUCAUUGUUCCUGACUCCCCAGUGACAAAGGACAGCAGAGGGUGGCCUUUUCAGCAGUUCCAGGUCCUUCUGGCUGUGAGUGUGGUGGGAGCUGAUUAAGGGCCUGUGCGGACACAUUUGAAGGCACAUUUUGUGACUCCAACUUAACUUCACCUGAGAAAACAACCCUGAGCAGGACCAGGACCAGGACAAAAUGGCUGCUUCUCAGGGCCCGCUGACCUUCAGGGAUGUGGCCGUAGACUUCUCUCAGGAGGAGUGGGAUUGCCUGGACCCAGCUCAGCGGACAUUGUACCUGGAUGUGAUGUUGGAGAACUACAGGAACCUGGUCUCCCUGGCCAUGUCAUCUGGAUACAACCAGGCCUUUUUGCGAAAACCUGGACUACGAGACUUAUUCUCAGAAAUAAGACUGAGAACAUAUAAUGGCGACAGAGGUUAUCAAUUGAAUGAACAUUGGAAGAACUUUAAGCAGGAGUCAAACUCGAAUAUUCCUCAGAGAAGUCAGCUUCCAGAGAAUGAUUAUAAAGGAGCUUGUAUUUUUCCUGAGUUUUCGGUGACAAAGGACAUCAGAGAGGCCUUUUCAGCAGUUCCUGGUCCUUUUGAUUGUGAGUGUUGUGUGUGCUGAUUAAGGGCCUGAGCGGAAACAUUUGAAGGCACAUUCUGUGACUCCACCUGAGAAAACAACCCUGAGCGGGACCAGGACCAGGACAAAAUGGCUGCUUCUCAGGGCCCGCUGACCUUCAGGGAUGUGGCCGUAGACUUCUCUCAGGAGGAGUGGGAAUGCCUGGACCCAGCUCAGCGGACAUUGUACCUGGAUGUGAUGUUGGAGAACUACAGGAACCUGGUCUCUCUGGCCAUGUCAUCUGGAUACAACCAGUCCUUUUUGCGAAAACCCGAACUGCGAGACUUAUUCUCAGAAAUAAGACUGAAAACAUAUAAUGGCGACAGAGGUCAUCAAUGGAAUGAACAUUGGAAGAAGAACUUUAACCAGGAGUCAAACUCUAAUACUCCUCAGAGAAGGCAGCUUCCAGAGAACGAUUAUAAAGGUGGGAAAGUCUUUGACCAAAUGUCAAGUCACAGUAUACAUCAGGUUACUCAUAUUGUGGAGAGGACAAACAAGCCAAGUAAAUGUGUCAGAUCUUCAAAGCAGUCGUCAAUUCACACUGAACAAGAGAAUAUUCAUACUGGUGAGGAGGAUUACAAAUGGAAUCCAUGUGGUAGAGUCUCCAGUCAACCAUUCAGUGUAAGUAGACUUAAAAGAGUCCAUAUUGGAGAAAAACCUCAUCAAUGUAAAGAUGGUGGUAAAACAUCUAAUAGUCCUUCAGUUUUUACUCUCAAUCAGAGAAUUCUUACUGGAGAGAAGCCUUAUAAAUGUAAAACCUGUGGCAAAGCCUUUAGAUUUCAUUCAUGUCUUACUGUACAUGAGCAGAGAAUUCAUACUUGGGGAAAACUGUACAAAUGUAGGGAAUGUGGAAAAGGAUUUAGUCAGUACUCAAAGCAUACUCAACAUCAAAGAAUUUCUGCAGGAGAGAAGUCUUAUAAUUGUUCAGAAUGUGGCAAAGCCUUUAACUGCCAUCCAGAAUUUACUCCACAUCAGAGAGUUCAUCCUGGAGAAGAACCAUCGAAUUGUAGAGAAUGUGGCAAAGGCUUCAGUAAGGCCUCUAGCCUUACUGUACAUCAUAGAUUUCAUAUUGGAGCGAAGCUUUAUAAAUGUAGAGAAUGUGGCAAAGCCUUCAGCCACUACGGAGCCCGUAUUCACCAUCAAAGGCUUCACUCUGGAAAGGACAUUUAUGAAUGCAGACAAUGUGGCAAAGCAUUUAGACAUUCCUCAGGCCUUACUAAACAUCAGAGAAUUCAUCGUGGAAAGAAGUCUUAUAAAUGUAGACAAUGUGGCAUAGCCUUCAACCAGUAUUCCUACCUUAGUAAACAUCUGAGAGUUCAUACUGGAGAAAAGCAAUAUAAAUGUAGAGAAUGUGGCAAAGCCUUCAACCGGUCACAAAGACUUCCUGUCCAUCAGACAAUUCACACUGGGGAGAGACCUUACAAAUGUAGACAAUGUGGGAGAGCCUUCAUCCAGUCUUCACAUCUUGCUGUUCAUCAGAGAAUUGACACUGGAGAGAAACCUUAUAAAUGUAGACAAUGUGGCAAAGCCUUCAGCCAGUCCUCAUACCUUACUGUCCAUCAGAGAAUACAUACAGGAGAGAGAUCUUACAAAUGCAUAGAAUGUGGCAAAGCAUUUAGGCAGUCCUCAAACCUUAUUCGACAUCAGAGUGUUCAUACUGGAGAGAAGCCUUAUAAAUGUAGAGAAUGUGGCAAAACGUUUGCCCACUCCUCAAGCCUUACCCGACAUCAGAGAGUUCAUACUGGAGAGAAGCCUUAUAAAUGUAGAGAAUGUGGAAAAGCUUUUAGUAUGGCCUCAAGCCUUACUUAUCAUCAAAGAGUUCAUUCUGGCGAGAAGCCUUAUAAUUGUAGUCAUUGCGGCAAAACCUUCAGGAACUCCUCAACCCUUACUGGCCAUCGGAGAACACAUACUCAAGAGAGACCUUACAAAUGCAUAGAAUGUGGCAAAGCCUUUGGCCAAUCCUCAGGCCUUACUGCACAUCACAGAGUUCAUACAGGAGAGAGGCCUUAUAAAUGUAUAGAAUGUGGCAAAGCCUUUAACCAGCCCUCAAUCCUUACUAAGCAUCAGAGAAUUCAUACUGGAGAGAAGCCUUACAAAUGUAGAGAAUGUGGCAUAGCCUUUAGCCAGUAUGCCUACCUUAGUACACAUCUGAGAAUUCAUACUGGAGAAAAGCCGUAUAAAUGUAGAGAAUGUGGCAAAGCCUUCAGCCGGUCAGAAAGACUUCCUGUGCAUCAGAGAAUUCACACUGGGGAGAGACCUUACAAAUGUAGACAAUGUGGGAGAACCUUCAACCAGUCCUCACAUCUUACUGAUCAUCAGAGAAUUCACACUGGAGAGAAGCCUUAUAAAUGCAGAGAAUGUGGCAAAGCCUUCAGGCGGUCCCAUAAACGUAGAGAGCAUCAGAAAAUUCAUACUGGCGAGAAACCUUAUAAAUGUAUAGAAUGUGGCAAAGCCUUUAGUCAGUCCUCACACCUUAUUCGACAUCAGAGUGUUCAUACUGGAGAGAAGCCUUAUAAAUGUGGAGAAUGUGGGAAAACCUUCAGGAGGACUUCAACCCUUACUGACCAUCAGAGAAUACAUAGAAGGGAGAGACAUUAGAAAUG